This is a messenger RNA of Drosophila grimshawi, 1460 nucleotides long. It is a transcript of the gene bnb, whose product is annotated as protein bangles and beads. Bases 167 to 1060 code for a protein of 297 amino acids. The record is from RefSeq and is a predicted model, not a curated record. The transcript has 2 exons. NCBI's taxonomy places the organism in Eukaryota, Metazoa, Arthropoda, Insecta, Diptera, Drosophilidae.
AAAGCGGUUUCUGAAAGUGACCGUCCAGAACAGGCUAAUGGCCAAGGUCAACAGUGUUUGCUUAUGUGUUUCAAAAUUAAUUAAAGAAUAAAAAACCAAAAAUCUCAACCAGACCAGCUACAGUAAAUCAUCUUUACAUCACGAAACCAGUGUAAAAAGUGCAAGCAUGAACUAUUAUAUUUUUGUGACGGCAGCAGCUUGUAUGGCCAGCAUUUUGGCGCUUCCGCUGCCGGAUGAGGAGGUAGCAAUACAACCCUAUGCUAUAAAAAAUGAAAAACUCUUUGUCAAAACUAUACAAACCAGUCCCAUAUAUCUUAUACCUGAGCGCAAGGCUAUAGACAAAGCUGAGGUUGUUACCGAACGAACAGCUUUCCAUCCAGUAAACCGGAAGCCAAACAAUGGUUAUGCCAGUAUCGAGCAUAAGUUAAGUGCACCGGAUGUGGAAACCGCUCCCGCCAUACCUGCAACAAGGGCAGCUAUCCAGACCGAAGUUGACAAGAAACUAGAGAAUCAAGAUUCGAAAAACUCACUUGGUAAAGUUGAGCCCAUUGGUGCCCCCAAGGGAAUUCCCCUAGUAGACGCUCCUGCCCCCAGUAGCAAAAUGCAAAACCAGAUUGUUACGAAGUCUAAUUCGAAUCCUCUCCAAGCCACCGCCGUCGAAAAUCAAUUUGCUGCAAUAGGUUUCGAAGACCAGUUCGAUCCAAGUUCUGCAGAGUCGCAUGAUAUUGAAACAGAAGAAGUUUCAGCAGAGCAGCAUGCACCACACCAGGAACGCAUUAACUUCGAGGAGAAAAAUGACUUCACACUCAAAGAAGGAAAGUCCGAGAACAACAUUCACUUGAUCGCCCCAGAGCAUACUAAAAUCACUGACAACUCAGAGGAAGCGCAGUUAUCUGAAGACGGUACAACUUUCGAUAUUGCUGACGAUGUACCUUACCUUCAUUUUUCCACUAUAAAUUCUGAAUAUGAUUCUAAGAAUAGCCCACGGGACCAUUUUGGCGAGAGGCUGAAGAUCCCAACCUCUGUUGGAAUUGCACCUUUGCCACAAACAGUCAUGUAAUUUACUUUUAAAAGUGGAGAAUCUGCUAAGUCGAAAGAAGCCGACGAAAGCGAUGAAUCCAAUGAUAUUCGUGCAAACUAGUAAAUACUCUAUUCCAAUAACAACAUUACCCAGCUUACCAACAACGACACUAUUAUACUAUACACUAUAAGUACACAAUCACGGAACAUUGUUAAGUCUCACUCUCUCUAAGCUUCCUGCUCUAAAAAAAGUGGCUCUUGCUUCGGGCUGCUGUAGUUCAAUAAGUAUUAUCGCUAUCAUUAAUCAAUCGUAUUUACUUCUUUCCCUUGUUCCCUUCAAGCUUUAUAUACACAUAAACACAAUGUCUUUCGAAAUAAACGUUGCUUUAUUAUUUGCACAUAAAGCUACUAGAAAAGCUGGUAGCGCAGCAGACACUAUA